Messenger RNA from Rhodotorula toruloides NP11, 2712 nucleotides. Its product is annotated as zinc finger, PHD-type protein. NCBI's taxonomy places the organism in Eukaryota, Fungi, Basidiomycota, Microbotryomycetes, Sporidiobolales, Sporidiobolaceae. The coding region runs from base 1 to 2712 and encodes 903 amino acids. The record is from RefSeq and is a predicted model, not a curated record. Gene Ontology annotation, biological process: positive regulation of DNA-templated transcription. The transcript is spliced from 6 exons. Gene Ontology annotation, cellular component: Set1C/COMPASS complex.
AUGAUUCGCUACGCCGUCUACGCGGGCCGGAGAACGAGGGAGAGGGGACUUGGGUGCGGCGCUUCCUCACUGCCCGGGCGCGGCUCACACGCCUGCAGCCUGUCGUGCGUGGAACGGGUCGCAAUGUCCCGUCGUACACGCAGCAACAGCGCGGGACUCGGUGGACGGGGGCAGGCGCAGGGGGGACUUGCGCGGGUCGAGGAGGAGGGUAUCGUGGUGCUCGCCUCGCCUUGGAAUGGAUCGUACGGUUGCCCAGUCCAUCACAGUCCACGAGAGCAUCGUGCAGACCGUUCAGCCCACCGAAAGCCGCGUCGUCGUCGACUCGCGUCGCCCUCUCGCUCGUUCGCGUCCGUCAACUCGCUCGCUCCCGGCUCAAGCAGCAGGAGAGCGCUUGGCUGGUCCGCCAUGAACUUCUCCAACCUGCUGAACCCCGACGAGUUCCCAGCCGACCCCUCCACAAGCGCCGCUGCGCCAUCCACCUCGACGGCAGCUCCACAAUCCUCCCCAUCUCGCAUGUCGUUCGACUUCCUGAACGCCUCGACGAGCGCGCCCGACUCGCCUGCGUUGACUGUGGGAGACGGAUACGCGGGGUCGGCCGGUGCGAGUCCGUCGGCGUUCCUCCUUCGACCUGCGGAACCACCGAUGCAGGCGAAUUCAGCCUUGGACGCGGUCAAUCCGGCGAUGCUUGGGUUACACACGGCAUUCGGAGCUGGUAUGGUACCACCUGUUGCGCGCGGAGCGUCGCCAGUCUCGGUGGCUUCGGUCGUGCCAGACUCGGACGACGAGGGCAAGCGGCGACAGGGCGCUGACAAGGGGAAGGGAAAGGCUGCUAUGGAGGAGGAUGUAGAUGUGGACAUCCUGGCGAGCGGUGAUGAGGCCGGAACGGUCGCAGCUUUGAAGGCUCAGGCUCGCUCGCCACCUGCACCGAAACCUCGCUCUCGCCCCGGUUCGACCAAGCCAAAACCUCGCCCCGCCCACCUGACCUCGUCCGCUCCAUCUCCUGCACCCUCCCCCGCUCCAUCCAGCAACCUCGCCAACGAAGUCCACCCCGACUCGCAAAGCGUCUCAGCAAUCCAAGAACCGCCCGUCCCGCUUCUCCCGCCGAUCUCGCCUUCGGAAUACCACCAUCCCCGUCUUUCUCCCUCGAUUCCUCACCGCGUCCUCCCAGACCCUUUUGAACUCUACGUCCCGCCUAGACGGAAAGGGCCUGGAGGUACAAUUGUGGAUGACUCGUCGUCGGAGGAAGAUGAGGAGACGAGGAAGAGAGAGAGGCAGAGGCGGGCGCAGUUGGCUGCUCAGAGGAGGGGAAAACGGGAUAAGCGGGGGAAGGAGGAGGAUGAGGGUGAAGAGGAGGAUGACAGAUUGUACUGCGUCUGUAAGGAGCUGUACGACCCCGAGCGCUUGAUGAUCGCUUGCGACAAAUGCGAGGAAUGGUACCAUGUCGACUGCGUCGGGAUCAGCGAGGACUCGGUCGAACUCGUCGACGUCUUCAUCUGCCCGAAGUGCUCAGCCACCUCUCUCGAUCGCACAACCUGGAAACCCUGCUGCGCCCGCCCGACCUGCCGCCACCCCGCCGUCCCGCUCUCCAAGUACUGCUCCGACUAUUGCGGCAUCUAUGUUGUCUCUUCCCGCCUUGACCUCCUCCAGCUCGACACGGGUAUCGCGCCCGAAGCGUUCUGGGACAAGGUCAGCGGCGCAAGGAGGAAGGAGGCUGAGGUGGUCGAGGUCAAACCUGAUGCGAUGGAUGCGUCGAAUCAUGAAGAGGCGAGACGGGCGGCGUCUUUCGCGCGACAGGACGCCUCGGAUGCGCAGGUUCGCGCCCAGCUGGUCGCCAAACUCGCCGAGGCAGCUUCACGCCGCUUCAAGCUCGAGGAGACGAUCGAGCUCGUCGACAAGCGUUUGCGGUACUUGACCGUCGCCGUGAAGCGGUGGGAAGCGCUGUGUCAGGCCACGGCGGACGAGAUGGCCUCGGCCGGGAUCGACUUGAAUGCUGCGACGCCGAUGUCGACGCAGGGCGGGAAGAGUAGGAAGGACCGAAGGCGAGCCGGAGGGAAGAAGAAGGGUCCCGUCGCGGCGACUUCGCUCCCGGACGCGCAGUGCGGUCUCGACGUCCGACUCGUGUACGACGACGCGGCCUGGCGGGACUUUCUGGCCUCGCCGUUCGGGACCGAGUUGCUUGAUGCGCAGGCGAAGGGCGAGGCGGAGAAGGUCCUCGAGAUGGCGCUGGGAGACCUCGAGGGUGUGUGUCUCGAGACGAGGAAGAGGUGCGAGCGACAUGGCGGCUGGCAGAAGGUGCGAGAGGCGGACUUUGCGGUGGAGAAGGCUGUGCUGAACCGCCGCCUCGAACGCGUCAACCUCCUGUCGACUUCGCUUUCGAACCAGCUCGCGACACACGACUCGAUCGUCUCCUUCCGUCGCGCGAACCGCUCGCGCACCUGUCCGCCAUCGCAGCUCAUCCCGAUCGAGGACUUCAUGAUCGAGCGCGAGGAGGAGCAGGAGGAGGAGCGGGCGAGGCGGCGUCCUCGACAGCGGAGUCCCAGUCUGGGAGCGGGCACGAACGGCGUCAGGGGAGGCGGGCGCGCGAACGGGUCGAAGAGCAGCCGAGAGUCGGCUGAUGGCGGAGGAGGACCGGGCGGCGAGGUAGAGAUCCCGCCUGAGCUGCUGCCCUUUCUCUCGCGCGCAGAGAUUGCGGCGUACAGGAAGGGCAGGUAA